Brassicogethes aeneus is the source of this 1053-nucleotide messenger RNA. The record is from the annotation of a GenBank genome assembly. NCBI's taxonomy places the organism in Eukaryota, Metazoa, Arthropoda, Insecta, Coleoptera, Nitidulidae.
AUGAGCCAAAGAACACUUAACGAGGGCCCUGCAAAUAAAACGAUAAAGUACGAGUACGUUUACGAAGAAAGCGACAUUAGGACUUCCAGUCCAAUUGACGAAAACCAAGUCAAACAAACAUAUCGAGAAGGUUUAGUUACUAUCACUCCUCCUGUAUCAGAUGAGUCUCCACCAUUGUACAACGAUGUACUUAGAGCACCAAUACCUUUGCAUAUCCAACAAGACUCCAUGUAUCAAAAGGAGUGCAAUUCUUGGGAUCAAAGCAAUCUAAACCGUAUGGCGGAUCAUCAACAACAAUUUAACAUGAUUGAUUAUUUAAAACCGAGUCAUCCAUCUCAAAGUGAUGAUCAAGGUUUUUCUCCUCCACCUUCAAAUCGUCAAAUGCAAACUGGUAGCAAACGGGCAAGAACUGCUUACACCUCAAACCAACUUGUCCAGCUCGAAAAAGAGUUUCAUACCAAUCGCUACCUCUGCAGACCGAGAAGAAUUCAAAUAGCUCAACUUUUGAGUCUCACCGAGCGCCAAAUUAAAAUCUGGUUUCAAAACCGACGAAUGAAAUACAAGAAGGAAACGAAGAAUAAAUCAUCCCCUUCCCAAAACUCGAAUGAUAGAGAAUCUCCAGCAUUAUCAUCAUGUUCUAAUAGCUCAUUAAACAACAUAUCAACUUCUAGAGCAGUUAAAAAUGAAGAUGAGGCAGUUGGGCGUUUGAUUCAUCAUUCACCAGCAAUACCAAAUCAGUACAUGAGUCAACAAUACGAACCACCAUACUACGGGCCAUAUUACCAACCAUUUUCGCAACCACCAUACUUUGAAUGCAACCCACCGCCACAAUUCAACAUUUUUAAUCAAUACAACCCACCAAACCAAGCUGAGGAGAAAUACCCCAUGGACAUUUAUGCUUUACCAAAACAGAAUGAUUUUCAAGAAAACAUCCGUGAACCCCAAUACGUUGAGGAAAAUAGAUUGCAAAAUAAUUUCAACUGGUCCAACACUGAGUUUCCUGUAAAUAACAAUAAUAGUUCUUCUGACAAUUCAAGCCUAACUGAAUUAUAA